CAACAGCUGGUCAGACGAACGCAGUGCUGCCACUGUUACUACUUCUGGCUCUUGGCAAAGGCAAGCACCAGCUACGCUAGCCAUCCGGCCAACGGCACCCCCAAAAUCUGCAAUAACGCUAUCGAAAAGGAAGGCUGCCUUGUCGAACGCUGAAACGAUCAGAAACAUUGUUCCGUGUAGUAGAUUUGCACUCGUCGGAUUAACAGAGUUCUAGCACGACUGAUCAUACUAAGGUUACCGUGGAACAUUGGCCAGCGCUUGUGCAUUUGUGCGUGUACAGCGGUACUUUUAGUGUAAACAGAAGCUUGCUUGUACAAAAGGAAAUACGACGGGACCUACUAUAUACAUAUAUAUAUAGAUAUAUAUAUGUAUAUAUACACACACACACACACACACCCAUACUCUACCUGUGUGACUUCAGUGAUAUCUGACACAGGGUCGGAUUCCGACGCACGGAUGUGCCAUUGAAGAGUGUACCUAUAUCUAUCUGUAAUUUCUUCGGAACAGGACAACGGGCUCGUGGUGACGCACGUCAGCGUUGAAGGCGCUGUUGCUUAGGGUGCGCCUUUGUGGCGAUUCUACUGACAGACCAGAACAACCGGACUCCGGCCGGUUGUUGAGGGGGAUUGCGUGACGAUGCAAACGAGGUGUAUUCUUAUUUGGGUGUUCGCCGUCGCCGUCGCCGUCGCCGCCACCCAGGAAGAGCCGACGCCAGUGAACGGUGCCGCUGUCAGCGAACUGACCAUUCGGACGGUCACGAGCACGCCAGCCGAGCCAGCGAUCGAGGAAGCCGUACAGGUGCCCGCCACCGACGCCAAAAAGGCCGAAAACGAGAAUCCCAUUAUCGCUGAGCCACAAGAGCAGGACAUUGUUGUCCAACCGCAACAGCAGGAUGAAAUUAAGGUUGUCAGUCAGACUCAACCAGCCGCAAAAGAGCUGAGUUCCAUGGAGGCGCCAACAACGACGACAGCCACCCCGGACGAUGUAACAACUACAACAUCCAGCGUUGGACCAACAUGCGCGCCCCACACCUGCCGCAUGCUCUGCCCAUUUGGUUUCUUAACAGAUGACCGCGGCUGUCCUCAAUGUGAGUGUCGUCAACCUUGCGCCGGUAUCCAAUGCCCUGGUGGUCACGAGUGUCAUCUUGAUGAUUCUAACUGUCGGCCUGGCGAGCCUUGCGUGCCAAGCACAAGCUGUCGACGUGCUAAAACUCUUCGUCAAUGCGCAUUCGGUGUGCCACUAUCGGCCCCGACGACAAACGGCCAGACAGCUUUGCGACCUCUGCUCUGUGGCGUCGCUAAAGGUCAACCGAAAUGUCCCUCCGGCUACGAGUGCUCGGUUCCGUCUGAUGCUGAAUAUGGAUUGUGUUGCCCAAUGGAAAGUUCGUCGAGAGAUCAAGAACCACUAACCCAAAGGGAGAGGAACGAUCAGGUCCAUGAAGGCGAGUGCCCACAGAGCGUAGCUGCAGAUUUCCGCUGCGAAGAGAGCCUUACCUGUGCCAUCGACUCAGAUUGCCAGACUUUCCAAAGGUGUUGUGCGACAUCGUGCGGUACUCCAAGAUGUCUUGAAUCGCGGAACUCAACCACCUGUGAACAGCAACGACGCCUGGCGGCGCUUUUCUCCGAAACUGUCGAGGAACCGGGGUACAUCCCCCAAUGCGAUUCUAAGGGUGAAUUCAUGCCACGCCAGUGUUCUUCAAACGGCAAAAUCUGUUGGUGCGUUAAUGACGCUGGGCAGCAAAUGACAGGAUCGAUAGGCCCUGCAGAAGAAGUCAAUUGUGACACCGUCAUCGAAAAGCAGUCCGGCGCGGGGCUGAGUCAGGGGCGUGCUGCGUUUGCCCGUUCCCAUCGCAUAAAUGACGAUAACGAAGACCAGCCCAAGACAGACAACGAAGCUGUCGCAGUUGAAGAUCGAGCGAAGAAUGAACGCAUGUCUCAUCACGCCUGCUCUCUACUGACAUGCGAUGUUUUAUGUGAAUAUGGUUACCGUACCGAUGAGCAUGGGUGCAGCCUAUGCGAAUGUGUCGACCCGUGCGAGAAUAACAAUUGUGCAGCCGACGAAGAAUGCGUAUUUGUUAAGGAGGAGCCUUGCAAGGCUGAAUCAUGUCAAAUGACUGCGACUUGUUCCAAGAAGGUAACACCACCGGAGGCUUUUGGUGGCACCGGUACAGAAGGCCAUUGGUUUUGUUCGUCCGGCCGCCCACAGCUGCAACAAGUCCAGCAGCCUAGCGAUAAUUCGAGCGGCAACUCGAGUCCUACAAUUGUCGUCGACGUCGUGAAGUGCGCCGACGCUGAACGCUGUGCCGAUGGAUUCGACUGUGAGAUUCCCUCAGGACAAUCCAGCGGAAUUUGCUGCCAAAGAGCACAGGAAAGCAUCGUUGAGCCAACAGGACCUGCAGAGCGUCGCGUCGUCAGUGACGCGAUGGUUGUCGUUGUCAACAACCGACGCGAGCAGGAGAGUAACAGCGAAGAAGAAGAAGAAGAGACUGACACAAAAGCUGCUUCAACGCAAUCGGCUGGCCCUGCGGAAUCUGCUUCCGUCCCCGCAGUUGUGUCAACCAUAUGUGAGUAUUUACGGGAACUGGGAUUGCGCGGUGAGAAUCUCGCUGUGCCAACGCCAGUCUGCAAUGAAGAAGGACGCUAUUCAGCCCGUCAGUGCGAUACAGAGGGAUGCUUCUGCGUUGAUGACUUUGGUGUCGAGAUCCGCAAUUCGCGAAUUUCCGCCAGCAGCGGAAACAAUUCGAACGGUAACAGCACCACGGGCGGUGCUGGAAGUGAAGCUGAGUGCCGUCAAAUAAGAUCUGCCAAGCCGUGCUACAACGUUCUUUGCCGUCUUGGCUGUGACUAUGGUUUCGAAUACGAUGCUGAGGGCUGUCCACUGUGCGCCUGCAGAAACCCGUGUAAGAAUGCUCGAUGCACACCCGACCAUAUCUGCCAACUCGCAGAACCAGAUGCUCCAUGUAAUCACCGUUGGUGUCCUCCUGUACCAAAAUGUGUGAGCAAAGACGCCGCCCAGAGAAACCUCGAGCUAAUUUGUCCUUUCAACGGUGGCUCGCUUGCACCCCUGAUCGAUGCUGAAAGCCGUGAGGUCGUUCAGUGCUACGCUGACAGUAGCCGAGAAGACACUUGUCCCGCGGGACAUCACUGUGUUCCUACUAGUGAUGACGCUGAACAUGGUUUCUGCUGCCCUAAUUCAAUUCCGGCUUCGUUAAGCACCGUAGACCAGAGUGUCCCACCAAACGAUGGUCCUGUAGGCCGUCAUGAAGGCCGUAUCAAGCAAGGCCAAUGCCCAUAUCUGAUUCCGCUGGAUACGCCUGUUGCCGCGAUGUCCUGCGAGGUUCAAUGUAGCGCUGAUCAACAAUGUCCCCAUGAGCUAAAAUGCUGCUCAAACGGUUGUGGCACACAGUGUAUGGUCCCCGUACAGAUGAGCGGCUGCGAACACACUCGAACAAUCCGCGAGCACCAGUUUCACGCUGGACAGAUGAAUCCGUCUGAAGGCAUGCCAGUCCCAUCGUGCAAUCCGCUCUCUCGAGCCUUUGAAGAUGUACAAUGCCAUGGUGAAUUCUGCUGGUGUGUCGAUACUGCUGGGAUUGAGAUUCCGGGAACGCGAACCAGCGGACCACCACAGGUUAACUGCACUGCUAUACGUGAAACCGGUAGCAACCUCAAUUCUACGUCGUGCAACGUCGAAUGCAACGUUGAAUGCGAAUUCGGCCAGAAGCUGGACAGCAGGGGUUGCCCGUCAUCAUGCGAAUGCAUUGAUCCCUGCGAGCAACUGUCAUGUGGCAUGAACGAGGAGUGUCACCUCAUCGAACUCGCUUGUGUCUCGCAGUCGAAACAACCAUGUUCUCGUCAGGCCCUUUGUCGACCCAGGGUCGAAAAUGUCUGUUCGGUAGGAAGUUCACUAUUCGUUAACGAUAGUUUGUUAACCUGUGGCCCUGGUGGGGUUGCAUGUCCUACUAGCCACAAGUGUCAGCUAGAUAUCUUUGGCAAGUUCGCCCAGUGCUGUCCAAAGCCGAGAGAGAUAUGCUUUAGUGCUCCGCCCAUGUGCGUGCAGACACAGGAUGUGCCCACAGAUGUCCAUGAGCGUUGGUUCUACAACCCGAUGGAGCAGCAAUGUCAGCCAUUCAGAUAUAACGCCGACUACUGCCAACACGGGCUCAACUACUUCUCGAGCCUGGAGGAAUGUGAGAGUGUCUGCCCGAUAUAUACAGAAUGCGAGUUGAUGCGUGAAAAGACUCGUACGCGGGUUAAGAACAGCGCAACAAUAACGGCUCCAGUGUACAUACCUAAGUGUAAUUCUCGCCUGGGCACUUGGGAACCACUGCAGUGUAUGCAUGAUCUUGGCCUGUGCUGGUGUGUUGAUCAGAAAGGCAACCAGAUUGCCGGAAGCAUGGUUCGUGGUACGCCCAACUGUAACGAUCCUACGACUACUCGUAGCGGGCGCAACAUUACACCCGCGGCCAUCUGUCCAGGUGGAGAACCGGUGCAUAUCUGUGAUGCCGAAGAGGUUUGCGGAGAGAAGAUCUGUGCGGCUCGCACCAAUGCCACAUGCCGCGUCGAUCCUUGUGGAAGCUGUAAAGCUGUCUUCUUCGAUGAAUUUAACAAUAUUGUUGACUGCAGCAAGGGCCUGACUGCUUGUCAGGAAGAAGCCCAGCAGGUGGUUAACUCGCGCGCAUGGACCAACCAAGGGCUCAACACAAUCAGUAACUUGGUGAGUGCACUUCGCGAGCUCUCUGAAGGAAUGCUCCAGGAUGAGCUGGCGCAAUCGUCGCGUAUCUUCGCCAACCCCAUUGAAAUGAUAGCCAGACAGGCCAGUAGUAUUAUACCAAUGCCGCACGAACUCCUUCAUAGGGUUCGUCGUUCACCAAAAGUCGUUUUCGAUGAAGCCACAGCUAAUCAUAGACGCGCGAAGAGAGAAACACUUUCUGAUGAAAUUAGCGAUUAUGAUGACCCAGCUGCAAGAGCCAUGGGCGCUUAUCAUCAAAACCGGAGGCGUGCUCCUAUUCAAGAGCCAGUCGCUGACUAUUCUGCUCCACCAAAGGUGGUGGUGCCAUUGCGGGCUCCUAUUAUCAUGGUCGUUCACCGACGUAUUGUUCCGCGUCCUCCAGUAAUGCCUUCUCCAUUAGACAUCAUGCAAGCGUUGUCGUCGACGGUUCCCCGUAUGCGUAUUCUUGUUCGGCUUCCUGCUGACCCUCCAACGCAGCACACGGUCUUUUCUAGUGAGCCUCUUCCGCAGAAACGCAUGCAAGAGUCCCGCGAAGAGGUUACGACAAUGGACCGAUCAGUUAGUCUUCCAGGCGGUAUCGACCCUGCUAUGUUCAUGAGCCACAUUACCUCGAUUAUGGAGCGCUUCAUUGGGGGUGAGGGCUCUGCUCCUGCUGCUCCUAUUAUACCACAGGCCCAACCAAGUGGAGGAAUCAUUGUUGGUCCAAACUUCGCCGAAGUGAAGAUGACAAUGAAGUCGGAAACACCGGUCCCUGCCGUUGCAAUGCGUCAUAUCGAACAAGGAUCCAUUGAUACCUUGCUCAACUAUCUUUUUGGACACAACCAUAUGAAUACCAAUGCUCAGCAAGAGCGUGAGGCAACGCCGCAAGUGACGCCACAGACCAUGAAAAAAGGUGAAUGCCCCCGAGGAGGUUUCGCUGAGACCAUUCUUCAUUCAAUGGUAUCUGGGUGUCGCACGGAAUGUAACGAUGAUAGCGACUGCUCGGCCUUGGAGCGUUGCUGCCGCUACGGAUGUUCAACGGCUUGCGUUGCCCCUGUGGUUACCAAGGUGGCUGAAAGUGAAAACAAAGUAAAGCCUGGAAGCUGCCCUGUUCUACCGAUUACUCCUGCUUGUCUGUUCCCCAAAGUGCAGUGUACGGAGGACAGUCACUGCCCUGCCGAACAGAAAUGCUGCAGCGGACCCUGCGGAGCCAUGUGCCAGAUGCCGAAUGAUGAGUCACCUGAACUUGAGGCUUCAAUGCCGCCUACAAUGGUCGUCGCCCCGCCUGUGUGCUCAUCCGACGGAGGAUACGCUGUUAGCCAGUCUCAAGGCCAACUUGCCUGGUGCGUCAACCGCUUCGGUGUGCCCAUUGACUCGACCCUUACCAAAGGCCAUGUCUCCUGUAAUGUCAACGGUACAAUUACGAAGCGGGUAUCCUCUGGUGACAUUUGUCCUGAAGGCCAGGCCCCCAAGGUCUGCCGCGACGAGUGUAGUUUGGCCACCUGUUUCGCUCACCCCGACGCAAUGUGCGUGGCUGAUCCGUGCAACAAGUGCGUACCUUAUUUUGUUGAUGCCGCUGGUGACAAAGUGGAUUGUACUGCCAUAUGCGACCAGGAAGCAUUCAAGACGGCGCCAUGCCACGUCAAUUCCGGAAUCAGGCGACGAAUCCGCUUCACAUUCAACCAAACAUCUCAGAAGUGCGAACGCUUUGAUUAUCAGUGUAACGGCAACGAUAAUAACUUUGAGAGUGCGGAAGGAUGCGAGCAACAAUGCAAGAAAUUCAAGUCUUUAUGCGAAUUGCCGAAGGAACGAGGUCUAUGCAUGGGAGCCUUCAUGAAGUGGUGGUACAACCCUAUCACCGCACAGUGUGAGGAAUUUCAGUACGGAGGAUGUGGUGGUAACGCCAAUAAUUUCGAAACUAAGGCUGCCUGCGAGAUGCGCUGUCCUGAUUUGGUGCUUUGCCCCUAUGAUACGAUUACAAAAGAGGGACUCACACGUGAACCAUGUGACCGCGUAAAGGCCUGUGCAGCAGCAGCGUGUCCAGGCGAUGCCUCUGCGAUGUGUCAGGUGGACCCAUGCGAUUGUCGUGCGACCUGGAUAAAUACUGACACCGGUGAACCGGCGGAUUGCGAUCGUCCGGUAGACCCAGAAAGCGGCGCCAAUCUCAAAGAAAUGAUUAACGCGAUUAUGCCUAAAUGCCAAGCGCUUCAAAAGAAGAACGCCGUUCUCGGACACGUGUACGUUCCCGAGUGCGAUGGAGAGGGCACGUUCCAGCCAACCCAGUGCAUUUCUCUGCCAACUAAGAGAGAAUGCUGGUGCGUCGAUGCUGCGGGACAUCAGAUGGGAGAACCAUUCACAGCCGGUUCAAAGACGUGCGCUGCUGUGAAGAUCUCUCGCGUUGAUAUGGAUCUGGCAUUCGAUGGCUCCGAAUCCAUGACAAGCACGGUGGACAAAGAACAGAAUGAAACCGCGCUGGCUGAAGGACUUAAGCGAGCGCUACGCUCAAUCGAUGCUGAUUUCCGCGAGGAGGAUGUCCGCAUUCAGAGCACCAACGAUGUCGCCACCCCCGAAAACAACGACAAGAUGAUUCAUGCUCGUUUCACACUUCGAGGAAACAAUUGCGCUACUAUGGCCUAUAAGAUCGAGCAACUGGUUAUGGGCAAGAUGCUGCGUGUAGGCAGUCAGGUGGCCAAAUACAAGAACUCGAGGUUCACGUACAUCGCUAAGGAGGAUGACCGCGAGAAGGAGGAAGAUGCUCAGGAUGCUCGAGGACAUGGUUCAGGCCGUGUUGAGGUCAUCUACAGCGCAGACCGCAAUGAAGUUCUUGCCGUCAAGCGACUCCUUGAACCGCGUACGGUCGACGCUCGAACCACCACUCUAGCUGCGGCAGUACUUGCAAUUACCGUAGUUAUGUGCAUCCUUUUACUGCUUACACUACUUAUGCAUAAGCGAAACAAACAGAAGCAGCUUGCAAAAGAAGCAGUAGAUCCGGCUGACGCCCUUCCACGUGGCGCCGUUGCUUUUCCGAAUCCGGUUUACGCGAUCUGGACAAACCGAGUGAUGAGCGCUGUAUGCCGUCGCUCUCCUGUCCCAUCGCCUCCAAAAUCGCCCGAUGACCUCGCCAGGAUGGAGGCACAACAGGGCCACUCCAAUGAUAGCCAUCUUGAUAAUAACGAUGAUGUAGAUGAUGAGUUUAAUAAUCCUAGUUAUGAGGUGUUCGAGGAUCAUGGCACAAUAGUGGAGGGUCAUGCUCCAUCGCAAGCGGGCGCAAUCAACAACAACAGACCGGGGGUUACGAUUAAUUUGAAUGGCAAGCGGCCCCCCAUUAACGCUUCGCCCAAAAAAAAUUAAAUUCUUAAACGUCAUAUCAGCCAACGAGAAAGAGAUUACAGAACAGCGGCUCGGCGAAAGAAUAAUUAAACAA
Molecule: messenger RNA, 8131 nt
Organism: Varroa destructor (honeybee mite)
Lineage: Eukaryota; Metazoa; Arthropoda; Arachnida; Mesostigmata; Varroidae
Biological process (GO): transforming growth factor beta receptor signaling pathway
Cellular component (GO): extracellular region
Molecular function (GO): transforming growth factor beta binding; receptor antagonist activity; serine-type endopeptidase inhibitor activity
Source: RefSeq, a predicted model, not a curated record